Messenger RNA from Saccostrea cuccullata (small rock oyster), 2310 nucleotides. RefSeq names its product meiotic recombination protein REC8 homolog. Lineage: Eukaryota; Metazoa; Mollusca; Bivalvia; Ostreida; Ostreidae. Gene Ontology annotation, cellular component: meiotic cohesin complex. The record is from RefSeq and is a predicted model, not a curated record. Gene Ontology annotation, biological process: sister chromatid cohesion; replication-born double-strand break repair via sister chromatid exchange. Gene Ontology annotation, molecular function: chromatin binding; protein binding. The transcript is spliced from 14 exons. The annotation marks the transcript as partial.
UUCAGUGAAGACAUCGUGGAUUACAUCAUGGUGAGGAAGCAGCCCUCAGUACCUGGUAGGAGCCGGCCCCGAUUCUCACUCUACCUCUCAGCCAAACUGAUGUUUGGAUGUGUCCGACUCUACAAAAAACAAACACAGUACUUACUAGAGGAUAUCACAUCUUUCAUGGUGAAAGUGAGACUAGCAGCAAAUAUAGCAGAAAAUAUUGAUCUUAAUAUUGCUUGCAGACCGGAUCAUGUAACAAUGCAAGACAUAGUAGAAUUGACAACAGAAAAACAACCCUUCUAUGACCCAUACUUCGGCAAAAUUGCAGACUUUCAUGAGGACUUUGAAUAUGUGCAGAAAUUACUGACAGAGUUAUCCUCUCCUGGUAGCGACUCCAGUAUGGAACGCCUGCGACGUCGCAGAGGUUCGGAAGCUUCAUCCUCAAUUCAAGUCGAGUCAGAACACAGCUUCCUAAAAUCAGCUUUAGGUUCUCCUCACACUGUGUCAAGCUUGGACCAGAUUACUCUGAAAGAGAUCGAUAUGCCUAUUCUUCCACAGAUAGCUGAGCAGACAGAGUUGCCUCCUCUUGAUGAGCAGAACAUACAAGCCCUGCUGAAUGAGUCAGCUAGAAUGGACACUCUCCAUCAUGUUGACACAUCACUUCAGCCUGAUGUUGCUAUUCCUGUGGGAGAGAGCUCUGUAAAGGCAUCAGAAGCAUUUAUCAGUCUCUCUCCUCAAAAGACAACCAAGGAUGCAAAAGAACUUGAAGAACAGAUUAUGUCACCCAAAGAAAAGACCCCCCGAGUACUGACAGAGGAACCCCUCCCAGAGGCCCCACCAGCUGUCCGUGAACUUCGACCUAGGUCACAGCCAGAGGUCACCCUAAUGCCCCCACCUGAGGAGGAACCUCAUAGGAGUACAAGAAAAAGGCGGAUGGACUUGUCACUAGAGUUAGCUCCCUUGCCUCCGAGUCCUAGGACGGUGAAAAGAAGGCGUCGUCACUUAAUUGUGGAUGAAAACAUAAUGGUUCCCAAGACAGAGAUGAAGAAAAACCUCCAGACAGGCAGUGAGCUGUCUAAACCAUUUAGUGUCCCUGUCAUUGGACGAUCAGACUGUGCCACUCUUUUCAAUCAGCCGGGGAGCAAAUGCCUUAGAUUGUCUCCCCUUAUCGAUUUAUGGCGACGAAAUCUCAGACCAGGGGUGUUGGAGACUGAGUCUGAUGUUGAGACGCCUUUCUGGACUGUGCCUAGUAUUUCUAGAGAUGAAUCUACCCGUAGUAAAAGAUCUAGACGAGCUCUCCUGCCAGAACCAGAAGAGGAAAGACGAGCUGUUCAGCCUGAGAUUUCAGACGUACAGAUGUCAGAAAUACAGCUCCCACAACCAGAAAUCCCCAUACAGCUAGACAGAGCCUCUCCUGAAAAAGUCAGGGCGGAUAUUAGUAUGGGAAAUGAAAUGCCAUCUAUGGAGAUCCCCCGCGACGCCUCGAUAUCACUGGAGAGGAGUCUUCAGGACACCACCCCUAUCCAGCUCCACCUGUCUGCCAGAAGUAAAGAUGACUCCCUGUCUGAUAGGUCUACUGCCAGUCGAAAAAAGCGGAGUCGAUCUCGGGGAUCUAUUGAGGAGGAGCUUCUGGUCCCCCCCUCAGAACACUCCGUGUCUGACACGUUCUCCAGGAUCAGUCGAAAUCUGUCGGUGGUGCAGGAGGAGUCCGAGAUACCUAUGGUGGACACACCUUUACCUGUCAUCUCCAAACUCUCACAAGUAGAAAGUAGAGUUCUCAGGUUAAUCAACUCAAACACAAGUGAGAAGGACUACACAACAUUUGAGGAAGUUUGCCCACCACACUUUUAUGACAGAAGACUGGCAGCCUCCAUGUUCAACGCCUUGCUUCACUUAUGUGCCAAAGGGAAUGUAUAUGUUGACCAGAGGGAACCUUACGGAGAGAUGCUUAUCCAGAGGGGACACAAUUUCUAAAGAUCAGGCAGAAAGACCAGUCUGUGGGCAUCCAUUAUUUGUGAUUUAAAUGAGUUGUACAAAUGAUAACUGAUAGGGUUUGUUGCAUGCUAUGGUUUAAAGCUAUUUUUACACUUGUUUCUUGUUUAAGGCAUGACAUAUCAUGAGACAAAAUAUAAUAAUGAAUGAAAUCAUGUACAAAUACUUGGUUUUUGUGUUAUCUAUGUUUUAAGAAAGGUAAUUAGGACCGUUGUUGAUUGUUAAUGUUCUUUAUUCUUCAUUGUUAUGAUGUGCUUGUCACAUUAUUCUGUUGCUUGUAUAUUAACAAGGAGAAAAUAAUUUGUUUGCACAAUAUGUUCAAUCUCAUGGGAU